GAGCGAGAAACAACAUGGCGGCCUCCGUAAAGAGCAUUAGUGUUACAUAGUAAGACUUGUAAUUCCCUACAAUCUUGGUUUUAGCUGCAAUUUGGAAAGUAAACAAAAUACCUCACUUGUCUUCUUCCAAAGACAUCGUUUAUGUCUCACAUGCUGACAAAGAAGCUUCCACCUGUGCAGAGCCUGCUGGUUUUCAGACGUGUCAGUCAGCUUGCCAGGCAGCAGUACGAUGUGGUUGUGGUGGGUGGAGGUCACGCAGGGACCGAAGCCGCUGCUGCAGCAGCCAGAGUGGGAGCAGAAACACUGCUGGUCACACAGAAAAUACAGACAAUCGGCGCCCUGUCUUGUAACCCAUCUUUGGGAGGAGUAGGAAAGGGUCAGCUUGUGAGGGAGAUUGAUGCUCUAGAUGGGCUGUGUGGUCGAGCUGGAGACUGGGCGGGGAUUCAUUUCUCCAUCCUGAAUCGUAGAAAAGGGCCCGCCGUGUGGGGGCCCAGAGCCCAGCUGGACCGCCAGCGCUACCGGGAAUUCAUUCAGUCUGAGCUGCUGUCCACCCCUAAGCUGACGGUGAUUGAGGGCUCAGUGGAGGAGCUGCUGGUGACAGAACCAAAUCCGGAGGAGCCUGGACGCCACCGAGUAACUGGGAUACGUUUGGCCAAUGACAGCCACUCCGUCACCGCCCACUCUGUGGUUCUGACCACUGGUACUUUCUUGUCCGGCUCCCUCUUCAUGGGUCAAACCGCGUCGCCUGGAGGUCGGAUUGGAGACGCUCCUUCGUGUGCCGGGCUUUCCCAAACACUGAAGGAGCGGCUGGGGCUGAGGGUGGGCAGGAUGAGGACCGGUACCCCUCCCAGGAUUGUGAAGGAUUCAGUGGACCUCUCCUUAGCCCAGCUUCACCUCCCUGAUGGUUGUCCAACUCCUUUUAGCUUCAUGAAUACCCAGACGCGUUGCAAGCCAGAGGAGCAGCUGCCUUGCCACCUGACUUAUACUACACCCGGUGUAGAGAGCGUGGUGAGAGAGAGUCUACAUGUCAACUGUCACAUCCAGCAGGACACCAAAGGCCCCAGGUACUGUCCUUCCAUUGAGUCAAAAGUGCUGCGAUUUCCAGGCCGGAGUCAUCAGAUCUGGCUGGAGCCUGAGGGGGUGACCUCCGACCUUCUGUACCCGCAGGGUCUGUCCAUGACCAUGCCCCCCGAGACGCAGCUCCGCCUCAUCAGAGAAAUCCCCUGCAUGCACAGAGCUGAGAUCCACACACCCGGUUACGGUGUGCAGUAUGACUUUGUGUGUCCGACUCAGCUCAGCCCGGCGUUACAGGUGAAGAGCACUCAAGGUCUCUUCCUGGCCGGUCAGAUUAACGGAACAACGGGCUACGAGGAGGCUGCUGCACAGGGCUUGUGGGCCGGGGUGAAUGCUGCCCGCUGGGCACUAGCUCUGCCUCCGGUGGCGUUAUCUCGGACAGAGAGCUACAUCGGAGUUCUCAUAGAUGAUCUGGUGAGUCGAGGCGUCACUGAGCCUUAUCGCAUGUUCACCAGCCGGGCAGAGUUUCGAACCUCUCUACGGCCGGACAACGCUGACCUCCGCCUCACUCUGAAAGGGUUUGAGAUUGGUUGUGUGUCGGCCGUGCGUUACCAGGAGACUUUAAGAGUGAAGAACAGUCUACAAGAUGCAAUCACAGCCCUCCAAGCUCUCACUCUGUCCACAGCCAACUGCAAGAAAAAGUUUCCUGACCUCCCCGUGAGUGAGACCAAGAGCAGCAGCAUGACUGGGAUGGAACUUUUGCAAUACAAGGAUAUGUCCUUUGAAAUGUUGGCGUCUGCCUUCCCAGAGCAUCUUUCAUCUUACAUGGACUUUUCUCAAAGACUUAAGAUAGAGGCUGUGUACAAGCCUCACUGUGAGAUCAACAAGAAAGAGAUCGAGAGAAUUCAAAAGGAGGAGAACAUGUUUCUGCCUCCGGACCUGGACUAUUUCUCUCUGCCGGUGUCGCUGUCUCACGAAGUCAGAGAGAUCCUGGACAGAGUUCGACCGAGCACGCUGGGUGCUGCCACUCGUUUGGAAGGUAUUACUCCUGCUGCAAUCGUCAGUCUCUACAAUUAUGUGCAGUUUGCAGAAAAAAGGGAGAGACUAAUCCACAGAAAACAUCAAAACCAAAAGGAGGAAAGAAAACGACAGCUGAGUGCAAGAAACGCGUCUUUAUAAUUGCCUUAUGACCGUGUAAACAUAGAAACAUUCCUGUAAAAUGGUCAAUCCAAUAAAUUAUGGUAUUUUAGAAUGAUACAAACCAAUGUCUCCUUUUACAUAUUGUAAAAUGUUUUAUUUUGUAAAAAAGGCUCAAGAAAAAUAAAACAUUUAUCUCACUUUUUUUUUCCA
This is a messenger RNA of Cololabis saira (Pacific saury), 2364 nucleotides long. RefSeq names its product mitochondrial tRNA translation optimization 1 (gene mto1). The transcript is spliced from 13 exons. Gene Ontology annotation, biological process: tRNA wobble uridine modification; tRNA methylation. The record is from RefSeq and is a predicted model, not a curated record. Gene Ontology annotation, molecular function: flavin adenine dinucleotide binding. NCBI's taxonomy places the organism in Eukaryota, Metazoa, Chordata, Actinopteri, Beloniformes, Belonidae. Bases 142 to 2193 code for a protein of 683 amino acids. Gene Ontology annotation, cellular component: cytosol.